Molecule: messenger RNA, 22819 nt
Organism: Porites lobata
Lineage: Eukaryota; Metazoa; Cnidaria; Anthozoa; Scleractinia; Poritidae
Source: the annotation of a GenBank genome assembly
UAUUGGUCUGAAUUUCGGCGGGGAAAACAUGUCGGAUAAUGGACGAAAAAAUUGGCGGAGGAUUUUCGUUUCUCUUUAGCAAACUCUGCGAAUUAUCUUUCAACAAUGAAGCGAACAAAGGCUGGGAUGUUUACCGGCGACCACGCUACACAGAUCGACGGCGAGAAGCCUUAAAACUAUGCUUGUACGAGACACUGUUCGAGGAGCUACGAGCCCCUUGGGUUGGCGAGCUUCGUCGAACGCAAAACAAACUAAACCAGGACGAAAAUUGUUCAUUUGGUGUUUUUGAUAAACUGUCUAUAACAGCAUUCAAAUUCAGAUUAGCACGGAGGUUUGAUGAUGCAGAUCAGUUGGAACAUCUUGUUUGCAAAUGGAGGAAUCUGGAUGGUAGGUGAAAGUGGAUAAACAAAAAUGAAACAACUGAAAUCAACUGGGAAAUGUACGAUUUUUAUGCACCUACCAAUGUAAAGCCGGCGGAGAGGGGGAGGCGAGGCAUUGGGGGGAUUUGACAUUUUUCAAAAAUUUUCCGUCAAAUACCCUGCCCAUGGGUAAAUCAUGCCAUUCAAAUGCGUAAAAAUCUCCCCACCCCGGGCUGCACAUGGUUGCCUUUGACUUAAGUUUUACCGGUUUAUGGUGAAGUUGCCUGAAAGUCAUCUUGCCCAAAGUAACAUCGCCCAAAAUUUUUAGUCAAGUCGCCCGAAAUGUCAAGUUAUGUGGCUCGAGUUAAAAAACAAGAUACAUUACGCAUCAGUCAAAUUAUUCCAGAUGCGCCCAGCCUCGCCCCCCUCCCCCCCCAGGCAUUGGAAGCGGGGGCUGGGGCAGCUGGAAUUGACUGAUGCAUUACUGAUUUAUCUUGCUUGUUUCGUUGUUCAUCAAAGGUUAAAGAGCGAGAGAUAUUACACGUAAGCUUAAUAUACUGCCUGUUUCGUCUCAUUGUCGCUUAAAGAAUGAGUUAUGUUACACAGUCAUUCUGCUUGUUUUUCUUGUGAUGGCGGGUUUAAAGAACAAGAUAUAUUGCACACACUUUAUUUAACAAAACCUAUCUUGUUCCUCUGUGCACUUCACCUAAUAAAAUUCGCGUGACAUGACUCAGCAUUUGGGCGAAUUAACUCUGCUUUCAGGCAACAUAACUUCGGGCGAGAUGACUUUCGGGUGACAUGACCAGUUACCAUGGUUUCUAGCAAAAGCAAUAACUGACAUCUGACAACAGUAUCAAAACAUUUUAGACCAGUACAGCAUUGUAGUCAUUUCAAAACUUAAGUAUUAACCUUGUACUGAGCUCAAUCUAAAUUUUAAACUAGAGAUUCUAUAUUGGAAGUGAAGUGUUCCCUUAAGCUUGUUUUUAUCUACAUUGAUACAUGAGUCUUUGAAAGGUGAAAUAGCUUCAAAUAAACAAAAACAGAGAACAUAUUGCAAACAAUGAAUGCCCAAAGAUUUUAAUCGCUAUUAUCAUCAACAAGCAUUUAAAAUUACAAUGGAGCUUACAAUAUACCUAAAAAUUUAUUGUCACCUGGUACAUUUCUAAAACAAACACUGUACAAUGAUCUAAAUGAUGAUUUAGGUUGUAUAUCUAUAGAAUACAAAAUCAUGGAACUGUGUUCAGCAUUCUUAUUGACAAAAGUCAAAUACAAAACUAAUAUGGGCUUAUUUGCAGUGAAAUAAAUGACUUAUAUACUUUUCUGUUGUAUUCAUUCAAUCUUUUAGGUAAUUCGCUUGACUGUUUCAUUCACCUCGUUGAACAGAAUUCAGUCUGUUCAACUUGUUGUUUCAUUCCCCUCCUCAGGCAAAUUAUACUUCAAUCUGUUUGCCUUGUAGCUUUAUUCACCUUUUGAGGCAAGUAAAACCGAUAAGAAAAAGUAGUGAACUAGAUUGGGAAGGUCAUCUUUGCAGUUGAUAUUUUAAUGGCACAUUGGAACAUAAAUUAUCUUCAAAAGACAAAAGAUGAAAAUCGCCCCUUUGUCAAAAAUAAGCUUGUUAGUGCAAGUUGGCAGGGAGAUACAAGCAUUGUUAAAUUGUCAUGACUCCACUCAUAAAUCUUUCUGAGAUAGGCCUGGUUAGUAAAUGUUAGGAUCUCAGCCAAUUUUAGAAGGAUUUGCAUGGAAUCAUAAGAUUAUAAAGGUGGUUAUAUCUCCCUGCCAAUUUUCACUAACAAAGCUAAUUUUUGGCAUGGGCGCCUUUUCAUCUUUUUCUUUCUAAAUAUCCCAUAAUUUUACUAAUUUGAAUUUCUGUGAUGUCAUUCUUUUCUGUUUGUUUUAAAAUUUGAAUCCAAAUCCAAGUUUGUGAAAAUUCUUCCAUGUACUUCAGUAUAGGUUGUAAGAAUUCUUUUUUUCUUAUCCUAGAACCCUGUAGUAGUAGCCUUGAUUUCAACAACACCAAUAAGAAAGCUGUAGUGGAGAAGGAAGCCAUACUGAGAUUUCUAGUUGCAUUGUCUGGAUCGGGAACCAGUGAAUCACCGGCGGUGCUUGGUCAUCACAAUAACUUGUGGGUCAAAGAAUCCACACAGGUGAUCAAUAUUAUGUCCUGCCACUUAUUUUUCUUAGAAUUUUGUAUGGGAUGGCUCCUUGCUAGGCAUAAAAUCAGGGAGUGGUAAUCUGAGAAGGUUUUGUUACCACAGGAGAUGAGCAUUUUUUAGACAGAUACAUAUAUGCCAACUCUCCCAGAUGUGGCACCAAUCUCCUAGAUUCCCAUAUGGGACACCGAAUCACUAAUUGAAUACAAUCAACUUUUAAGCUUUUCUGUGCUUUGGUGUCACUGUGAAACAAUUGUAACCUCUCUUUUGAAAUUCCAAAAGUGUGAAUUUUUUUUUAGGUUCAUACAGUGUAGUACAGUUUCUGGGUCAUUUUUGCACAUAUUGAAUAACUGACAAAGAUAUGUCAGCAUUAGAGUAUUAUUAAAGUAAAUUUGUAUGACCUUCACAUCAUGUAGAAUUUCAUAUCAUGUCCCACGCAACCCCCAUAUUAUAAUAAGUGGAGAAUAAUAAGUGGGGACUGCUAAGUUGUUUUUUUUAGUGGGGAGGAAGCAGAUAAUCAUGGCUAUUGGAGGUGGGUGAAAGUCACCAGAUUUUAAGUUUUGUUCUUAAUUCAUACCUUUUUCAGUGUUCUUGUUGCUGCGCUUUUCAAGUACAUGCGAACUCUGAAGUCUAAAAGCCAACUGAUGUUUGCAUUUUUUGCUGCCAUCAAUCAUCCUAGUGGACCUCUUAAGAAACAGAACUUUACUUAAUUGGGUUCAAAAGGUCAUGGUAAUUGUGAUCUGUGAUUGGCGGGUCUCGAUCCGUUUUGUGUGUUUAUUAUGAUUGAUGGCAGUGAAAAACACGAUUGUGAAGGUGGCUUUUGAACUUUAGAGUUCGCCUGUUCGUGAAAUGCACAGUAAAUUCCCCAUGUUAUGUCAAAAUGUAUAUUUUUUGUUCUUCUAACACCCUGUAGAUUCACAAAACCUCUCUGCCAGAAGGACCUCUGCUGAUUACAGACAGCCAUCUUUUGAGACAACGGGCACUUGAAUUUGAUCACUAUGUCCACUAUUCAAGGUUUGAUUUACUAGAGAGUAGAUGUAACUUAUUUUUCAAUCAUCAGUGACUGACUGUCGCCAAAGUUAGCCUAAACAGAGGUGCGGCCAUAUAUGUAUAUUUUAUUAUAAAACUAGAAAUUCUUCUAUUUAUUAAAAUCCCCAUAUUGUUUGCUUUAUAACAGAGAGCUGUUUGAAUGUCCUCCAGUUCUUUCAGUUCCAGGAAAUGACCCUUCAAAAAGGCUUUGUCAAACUCAACAGGUAAUAAUAAUAAACCAUUUUCAAUAUACCGGUAUUAAAAUUCAUACUUGGCUCUGAGGCUAGGGGGAAUAAAACAAAAGAAAUGUAUUAUGCAUUACUGAGCCUCAAGAUGAUUUCUUUUGUUUUAUUCUCCCAAGCCUCGCAGCCAAGUAUGAAUUUUUGUAUAUUGGAAUUGGCCUAUUAUACCAGACACAUGGUUACAGUUUUAACUUGCAUAGAAAAUUAUAUGUGACAUGUACCAAUCUUGAGAAGAAAAAUAAUGUUAGGAGUACAUGAUCUGAGUGCAGUGCAUUAUUGAGGUACAUAGGGAAAGGGUGUGUUUAAUAUGGCCUUGAGUUACUGCUGACCUAAUUUCAAAUUCUCCCUCUGGUAUACAAAAUUUAAUAAUUAUAUUCAAGUCAAUUUGGAAGAAGAACCUUCACUUUUUCACAAAUUCUUUCGGCGUCAUUCCAGGCGCUCCUUUUAAUGUUGUUACCUUUUACAGAUUUUUGAAGAAUUACCAGGGAGUUUCAGAGGAAAAGCAAGAUUCUUUACCCGGCAGGUAUGUAUUUUAUUAACUACUAUGAUAUAGUUCAAGUAACAAGAUUUGCUGAGGAAUAGCUUGGUUUUGCAUCACUGUAGUUCCCCCCUUUUUUUGUUUUUCGGCAUUUGUAUGAAAAUGUGCAUAUUUUAUUUUCCAGGAUUUUAGUGAAGAUGUUCAUGGGAAGGAUGGCCGUUCUGCCCUGUUCAGUGCAUUGGUCCAUAGCCGUACUGAUAAUAUCCAAGUAACACUAGAGCUGCCACAGCUUCCAAGCACCUCUAAGUAAGCUCUAAGCAGUAUUAAUCAUAGCGUUAAUUUCCCGCUAUUGUCAAGGAAAUGCAUGAGCCUGUGUGAUAGGCUUGCAAUGGACCCUACAAAAGUGUGCUUUUGAUUCACCCAUUUUCGGGUCUAUGUUAUAGGUAGCUUUUAUCAACAGAAGUGCUGAGAUACUUUAACUUCUGUGAAUAGCCAUUACUUUGGCAAUAACUAGAUGGCAAUUUUCACCAGACACUGGAGCUUUUGGAGAAACCUGUUACUAAAGUUUUUUUGAGGGAGAGAUAAUACCUAAACAUAUUUGAUUUUCUGUCUCUUUCCAUCCACAGCACACUGCAUUCUCUGGCUACAGAACAGAGAGAGGUAUGUGUCCAUGGGAUAAACUUUCAAACUUGUGCUAAACAUUCAUGCUAAAUUUUCAUUUAACUUGUUGUUUUAAGUUAUUACUCACUUUUUACUAAAGGUCCUGAAACCAUUAUUCAUAACUCAAAUGGUAUUUUGUUAGACUACAGAUGAUGAAGGCUUUGAAUCACUCGAGACAAGCUCCAACUCAUCGACAUCAUCAGAGCAAGCUAUGGCUCUGCAAGAAAAGACUGAUAUUUGGACAGCUGCAUUAAAUCUGCCACCUCACAGAUAUUUCACCUGGGAAAUGGAAGGAAGGUAAAGUGAGGAAUUUGCUACUACACACAUAUAUAUUUGCAAACCAAGUUCUUUUCAGCUGAUUUUACCUUCUCAAAAACAAGCAAUGAAGAAAAAGUAAAAUUGUACCCACUUAAUUUUAUUACUGGUGUCCACUUAACACACUUUUACACGGUUUUAGCUGAAUAUAGAGUCAAUUUAUUAAUUUUGAUAUAGGCUUUACCAUGAACAGUGACUUACCAAUAAGUAGUGCAAUUUCAGACAUAGUUUCUUGAGCAAAUAGGAGAAAAACAUGAGCAUUUGGUAAAAUGCUCCUGAAGGUAUAUAUUAUCUGAUGCUCACCCGCUAGGUAGUUUUCUAAGAACCCUCCUCAUGCUUGCUUGUUCUAAAACCUUUGAAAAAAGGCUGGCCUACUAAUAAUCAGUGCCUUUUUUUCUUUAAUUUUUAGGCGAGAACUGCUAGAUGAGAAACCCUUCCUCACGGAGGCGGGGCCAGUUGUAUUCGAUGCUCUGUAUGACACUGUGAUCCGCCAAGUAUCAUACAUAGUUAAGCCUCCAAUUUCAAGCCAUAACAUGGUCUCUAUAAGUGUUCUGAUCAAGGAUUCAGUUAAUGUUUUGAUUGGUGUUCCUUCUAGAACAUUUCAUCUGGACAAGGUACUGUUCGUAUUGGAAUCCACUGAGGCAGCGCGUCAAAUGAAUGACAAGGAGACUAUCCAUCCUACAUGAACCUCGAUAACUUGAACUCAGAUAACUCGAAUUCCCUGCUAACUUGAACUAAAUUUCCUUUCCCUUGAUCAAAAUUUCACUGAAAUUCACCCUGAUAACUCGAAUUCCCUGCGAACCCGAACUCUUUUUUGUUUCCCUUCAGAGUUUGAGUUACCGGGUUCUACUGUAUAUAGAGCAUUUUCACAUUUUCCGUUUUAGCAGCUCAAUUUUUUUACAAUUAAUGUGAGGAUUCUGCUUUCAGUUUGUAACUCUCUUUCAUGCAUCAGCCAACAAAAGGGUUUUUCUUUUGGGUAAAGCAAGGACUACAACUGAGCUUUCAAUAUAUGUGGUUUGGGUUAGGGUUAUAAUAUUUGUGGUUCUCAUGGAAGAACCCCUUAAAUGUUGUGAUCAUUUUAGGGGGAGAUGGAUUUUCAACUCAAUAUUUUUGCUUAUGUGUAAGAAUGCCUAAAACACGUAAAAAUGUCAUGAUUUUCUUUUGACUUGCAGGCUGCCCAGUGUUUCAAUGUCAACGAACAGGUUCGCUUAUCAGGCACAUCACCAGAGAUGAUUCGUAGCGUCUUAACUCGGUUGGCAAUGAUGGGAACAGAUUACAUUCAGCUCAACAAGUUUGCAACUCAUCAGAGAGGACAGACAGCCGGGCUUGUAUUACAGGCCUUCUUAGGAGCACUUCAAAACUAUUUGCAAUGUUACAGGGCCACUCUGCUAUCCGUGAACGGUAAAUUUGAAUUCUUCUUUGACUCUGAUAACAACAUGUAAAUUCCGAAAACCUUGGUCCUUUUAUACCACAGCAUGACCAAUGAAUAUUAGUUCUUUCAAACUUUCCUGUGGAACUUUGAAGUUUUUACAUAUGUACUUUCCUCAUCUUUAAUUUCAUUUUUCUUUUAUUAUUCACAGUUUCUUCAGUGCAAAGCCCGCUUUUGUUAACAUUUGCCUUUGAUAAUCUUGCAAAGCAGUUAAGGUUAGUUGUUCUCAAAUUAUCAUAAAUAAGAGAUGUUUUAAAAUGUUUGUUAAUAAGUUGAACUAUUUUUACAGGUUUCUGGCAAAUGUAUGCAUGUGUUCACAGGCUUUCAAAAAGGCUCCUGAUGAUCCUAAACUCAGGUUCCCCACUGUAAGUAAUUACCUGAAGCACAGUUUUAAUUUGAAAACUAAUCACCUUUCAUAAAAUACUCGUAAAUAAGUAGAACGUGAACCAUGUGAAAGUACUGCUGGAGAGGUUUCGUUUGAAUGGUAACACCAUAGGAUUUCAUCCACAGACUCAAAAGAUAGAACUGCGUACUAAAUUUUAUAGCACCAUGCGAAAGUGGUGAAGAGGUUUCAUUUGAACGGUAAUAUCAAAGGAUUUCAUUAUUAUAACCGUAGGAUUUUAUAUACACACUUAAAAGGUAAAACUACAUACUAAAUUAAUAGACUAACUAAAAUAACUGAGAAAGUCAAAAAAGUACUUCCUUUACACUCCCUGUAAACAGCUAGACCUUCGCAUGGCCCCGGUUGACUACAAAAAUGGCGGUCACAUCUACGGAAAAGAACAUAAGCAUUGUUGUCAAUUUGUAUUUAAAUUUCCUGUUAAAGAUAUUGGCAUUUGAUUAAAAGGCAUUUUAUUUUUAUAUUUUAAGGGCGUGAAGUUGUUGACCUACCUUUAUCAGCUGUGUCUGGAACAUUCAAGCUCCAAUUUUUAUCCGAUCUUGUUGUCUCUCCUCAAACAUAGCCUGAUGCCUUACAUUAUGUAAGUAGGAAACCUACACAGAAAAAAAAAGUACGUUAACGCUCGACGUUUGAGAUGCAUUUUUGCCCUUCAAACUCGAUGGAGACCACAAGACCGCAGCUUUCAACAUGUUCAACUGGGAGCUUAACCAUAGUCAACGACACCAACAGGUUGCAAAACAACAACUGUGUCGAAACUGUGCACGUGCAUCACGCUUGUUUUACAUUUCUUUGUCGUUGUUGCACGAUCCCGACGUAAGACAUUCCUAAUUUCACGCUUUGUUGAGGCGGUGAACUCAAGACUUCGAUUUUCUAUUCUUUUUUAAACUUAAAUACAGCCUUUAGAAUUCAGCUGUAGAAAAACUCACCAACAACAGACAAAUUGAACGACAUGGAAUAAAAGCGAUGAUUUUUUCAACAGCUUCAACUCAUUUGUUUUAACAGACGUUUUCACCACCGUCGUCGUCGUCGUCGCUUAAGCUCCCAAAAAAUCUUGGCAUAAAACUCACUGCCGUAGGUCUCGCAUUUUUGGCCGUUAGGGGGCUCAUGUGCUGACCAUUCCGGAUUUUCUUGCUGUGUACUUGUUUUCAGCUGCAGCUGUGCCUCAGCUUGGUAAGCUCUGAACCGCCUUUCGUCAGGUCGCGCACGAAAGACUGGUCUGCUGCCAGGUUUUCCCAGGAUUUAUACAAGGAUAUUUUGAGCCGGGGUUCUCCUGGCCCCGGUUGUUCAAAAGAUGGAUAGCGUUAUCCACCGGAUAAAUCUCUAUCCAGUGGACAAGUCUUAGGAAAACCAAUUGCGUUAUCCAGUGGAUAGAUGAUCCGCUACUCGAGCAACUGGGGCGUGGUGGUCAGUGGUCUACGGAUUUUUAUAAUAAACAGGCUAAAAAACUUAGAACUGCCUUGCUUACAUUGGUCCUAAUUAUGGGAACAUUCUUUCCCAAGGCGCUUUGAAUUAGACCAGUGUCAAAAAGCGUCACCAUGCAUCAACUCUGUAAACAUUUUUUGUGCGUGCGUGUGUGUUUUUUUUAAUGUUAGCAACGUUCUUCAUCUUACGCAGGUUUGUUCAAACGUGGGUUUUCAAGGGUAUUUGCAACGAUAUGUUUGGCGAGUUUAUGAUCGAAAUGGACGAGCAAUAUCUGGCUUACAGAGGUAAUUAUAAAAAGUUCUAGCAGAUUUACUGCUUUUUGUCUAUUAACCUUUUUUUGGGACUUGAGGAUUUUAGCCACAGACACUAACGUUUCAGUCAUAUCUAUAAGGUUCAUUCGCUAGAAGACCCUUUUGUUUCGUACUGUAUUGAAACGAAACUUGCUCCUUUAAUUUCUCAGAUAAGCACUUCUGGACGCAUGGCUAUGUAAUGGUCGGACGCGACAAGCUGGAUUGCGUGCCGUUAUUUUUGGGAGAACUAGCAGAGGAUAUAUUUGUGUGUGGAAAAACGAUAAACUUACUUAAGCUUUGCUGUCCUGAGGUACAAUUCCUUUUUGUUAUCGUAAUGUGCCCUUCAGCUGAUUGUGGAAAAUGUUUUUGUACUUAACUUGUUAUUUUUUUGUUUUGCCUCUAAGCUACCAUACGUGAUUAGCUACAACAAUCUAGCGACGUUCUCUUUAAAAACAAAAGUCAACCAUGACGUGUCCGCGCGUGUUUCUCGCGCUUUUUGUUUUGCCUCUUAGCUACCAUACGUGAUUAGCUAAAACAAUCUCGCGACGUCCUUUUUAAGCCAAUCAGAAGUGAAACAAAAGACAAUCAUGAGGUGUCCGCACGUGUUUCCCGCGCUUUUUCUCUUUCUUGACACGGUGUGCAGAAUUCUACUAUUUGUUCCUAUUCGCUUUGAUUAGCUAGCUGGAAUGAAUUUCAUGUGUUCUGUAACAGUUUUUCUCCUUUGUGAGAGUCACCUGAAACCCCCUCUGUAUCUUAUUGCUAGAUUUCUAUUAACACUCAUACGACCUUUCGCUCUCGAGGGAGUCUAACAUUUAUUGCAGGAACUAAACCUCAUUGUAUUUCCUGAAACACUUUUUAAAAAAAUGUACGAGGCGAAAGCACUUGUCUUGCCGCAGGUUUUUCAUUCACAGACUCCCAGGUUAGAUUCACCUUUUUCAUCGAAAUAAGCAUUUCUAAAGGAAAAUACUGCUCAGUAGCUUGCACUUAAAUAGUCAUAUUUCAUCUUCAAACUGUAACAGUAUAUAAAGGCAACCUUACCAACGAGCACAGUUCUGUUUGGCUUGUUCCAGGCUCUCAGUUAGUAGGGAUGGCGCGUAAGUGAAACGCACGUGAAAAUAUUAGCGCGUGAUCUGGGAAAAGGGGGCGGUGGCGGUCUUCCUCUCGUUUUGUUUCGUUUUCGCGCUUUCUCACUUUCGCAGACCCGACCAUCUCGGAGCCUGGAACAGGCAAAGUUUUCUUCUAUAAGCCGGAAGGGAAUGUGGUUUAGUCUGAGGCAUGCUUGUGUGGUAAUGACGGUCGUAUUUAACCCUUUGAGCCCUAAGAGUGAUCAGCAUCAAAUUUCUCUUUGUAAUAUCAAUGCUUUGUUAAGCAGAGUGAUCGUGAGAAUUACAGACAUGAUCACACAAGAUGAAUUUGCUUGAUAUUUCAUCAACUUCUCCCCACUACUUCUAUGGGAAAUGAAUAGGGGCAACAAAUGAGAAUUCAAAUGUUGAUCUUAGGGUUUAAAGGCUUAAGAGGACCAUAUGUUUUAGUUUUGUUUUGUUCCACAGCAUUUCUUGUGCGAUCCUGGGAUUCCCCUUCCUAGAAUGGAAGUGACAUUUUCCAUGGCUCGGCUGAAUAAACUUGAAGGAGAAUGUAAGCAGUACAUGGAAGCGGUACAAACGAUGUACAACCAGCUACAAGAACAACGAGAAAAAGAGGUAGGGUUUUCUUUUUGACUACUUCAGUGAGCUUUGGUCCUUUUUUUGUUGCGUUUGCGGACGUUUGCGUAAUUACUUCGGUGCUCAAGUAAAGUCAUGUUCGCUCAGCGAAAAAGUGUACGUAAAAGAGGUACCGUAAAAUUCCGAAAAUAGGCCCCUCCAAAUAUAAGCCCCCCAAACUCGUAACGCAAAAAACCCUCCGUUAAAUCGCCCCUCCACUUCGGGGGCUUGUACUUGGAAAUUGCUCUCAAAUACAAAGUAAAACAAAGAAAAACGGUAAAUUUCCUUCCAGGAAUAAGGCUAGCCCAAUCGAUUUUAAAACGCAAAUUUCCCUCCGUAGAUAAACCCCUCCAAAAAAAAAAGCCCCUUAAAAGGGCCUUUGAAAAAUAUAAGCCCCAGGGCUUAUUUUCGGAAUUUUACGGUAUGACCCGGAAGUGGCGGAAAGGGAGAAGGAGGGGGAUUGGGGAGCAGGGUUUGGGGAGUAGCAAUUCAUGAUGAUUUGGCAUGCGCCUUAGAUAGUUUCUAUCCGUAGGUUUGUGCAUAAAGUAUGUCACACGUUUUUUAAUCCUCUGCUGCAUGACCUCCAUCUUAUUGUACUUUAGCUUUUCCACUUUGCAUUCUAGUUCUUUAUGGAGAACUGAUACCAUCUUGUUGGCUAAAUUGAAUAAGCCCGCCCUCUCAAAUAAGCCCCCCCUCUCCUCAAAGGUGUUUGAAAUAACUAAGCCCCCGGGGGGCUUAAUAGAGGAUUAACGGUACACAAGUUCUUUCUCUGACGCUCAACUCUUUGUCUGUCUCAACAGAGAAGAGCUAUUGAGGACGAAAAGCAGCGGGUAAUCCUUGAAGAACGUGAAAGAACUGAAAAAGCGUUGUCAGAAAUAACAGGUCAGUAUAAGACUAAGCUGUUUUAACUUUUCAAGUGAAUGACGAUUUUUUGUAACUCAAGUUAUCUCAUACAACAGAUCUUGUACAGAAAGCCAAGGAAGCAGUGGAGCUGAAAAAGCGGGAGGACUUAAAAAUGUUAAAGGAACAGAUGGAAGACGCUUUGAAGGUGAGAUUUACGAACUUAUCGUUAAUCUAAUAACAAUGAUAAUGAUAAUGAAAAUGUCAAUAAUAAUAAUUAUAAUAAUAAUAAUAAUGAUAAUGAUAAUGAUAAUGAUAAUGAUAAUGAUAAUGAUAAUGAUAAUGAUAAUAAUAAUAAUAAUAAUAAUAAUAAUGAUCUUCAUCGUCAUCACCAUCAUAAUCAUCACCUGAGUUCUUGUAUAUGGUCCAUUGUAUUCCGUAGCGUUCACUCUUGAAACUGUCCCAUUUCAUAAAAAUCUGGAUUGUUUAGCCAUGGCCAUGAAUCUAGAGCAAGGGUAUUGACUUUGCUUUUAUUUUACAGAACAAAGCUUUGGAAAGAAAACAAGAACAAGAAGCCGAUGCCCAGUAUUUAGAAGAAGCACAGAAAAGAGAAGUCACAACAGCCACAAUUGAGGACGAGAUGAAAAACAAGGCCAGGUAUGAGUUAGAAAUUUAUAUAUCCUGUGUAAGAGAGCAAUGAAGGAUUCAUCAGAAAUUGCUAUGUUUGAUUUCUUCAUUAUGUUUGUUUCUUUCUUGGUUUAUUUCUAUGCUCCUGAAACACUCUACUCAUUUAACAGGGGUCCUUAAGCGACCCUCCGACCACCCCAAGGUAACCUUCUAACAUUUCCCACGCCAGGUACGAAAUUCGCGCCUAUAAUUCUUAAGUAAAUUGAUUGACAUGUUAUUUUCCGUUGUGCGCUUGCGUAUUAUUUACAAAUUGACCAAUUGGCUCAGUUGUGUUUUAUCAUGUUGUUGCAUAACUUCUUUGGUCUCUGAUUCGCUAAUACGUCAAGUGUUUUUGUUGUUGUUCUUGUUGUAAAUGGCGGAUUAAGGUCUGUUUUACAGGCGAUUAUUAUAAUCAGAAUCUUCCACAGCUAAUUUUUUCCACUAGUCAUAUUUUCUGAAUUGACGUCUUACGUACCGUGCGUUGCUUAAUAGAACUAAGAAGAAUUGAACAUUUAUAUCUCCGUUGAAAUUGUUUCUCUAGGGCAGAACUGAUCAAGUACUAUGAAGAACUUACUCGUGAAAUGGAGUACAGAGAAUUCCGUGCCCAGUGGCUCAUUCGCCGUAGAGAACUGGACUCUACUAGGGCCCAGUUCCUGGCCCAGGAGCAGGCGCGGUUAGACAGCCUAAGGGAUCAAAUGACGCAAAGACCUGUUGCCCAGACCCCUGUUGAAGCAAAAGAUGUGACUACUGCGCAAUCUGGAAGAGACGAUGGUGACAGGCCUUUGGCAGUUUCCAAUGUAUCUACUACGGUGUCGGUUCCCAGCCCAAGUUUGAUAUCGCUUAUCGCUAGUGGUGUAAAGACAGACGCUUUAUUGAGAGCUGAGCAGCAAGGGAAUACUGCUGAUUUGUCAGAUUCUACCGUUAGGGCUGAUAACAUCAAUGAGCCAAGAGAAGGAAGGACGGAAAUUUCAUCUGAAAGUUUAAAUGAUGAAGGUUCACAUCGACAAGCUGGAGAAUUAAGUUCUGAGGCUAGCACGAUUGACAGCAGAGGUAGAAGGACGUGGGAUAGCCCGGCAGAGAGUGCUACCGAGCUGGGAAAGCUCAAGGAAGAAGCCAGUGGGAGAAAAACGUGGGAGACCCCUGAAGGAGAGAUUAAGAUCGGCUCUCCUCUCCCCACGUCACACCCCUCAGAUUCUUCAAUACAGUUCGCGAUGUAUAGCGAUAAGACAAAGAGUGGCGAGGAGGCACUGACAUCUGGCCAUAGAAGAGAUACUUUAAAAACAAGCACACCGCAUGCAUCGGAUUCUUCAUUACAAAGCAUUUUGUACCCCAGCAACCCGUCGGUGACAACACCAGGUCCGGAUGCUCAGGCCACGGGCUUUGUAACCCAGCCUUUACAUUUGGAUGGUAGUGGUCUGGUUACGAGCCAUCCGUCGGACUCUUCGGCUCAAGACAUUUUAUAUGGAGGCAAUGUAACUCCUGGGCCAUCCGAAGAUAGGUCACUGAGCGCACAAGGGCAUCCUUCGGACUCCUCCGCGCAGUAUCUCCUAUACAGUAGCGGUAACGUGGAAGGAGCUGGCACUGAAGCCCUUGUUCCGGAACAUGGGCACCCUAGUGACUCGUCAAUCAGCAAUCUCUUGUAUUCUCGCGAUGAAGGCACACCCAACCCCCACACUCCCCGUCUUUCCCCACAUGGUCAUCCUUCCGAUUCGCAAGUUUCUCUGUCUCAAGGUACUGCAGCUCAGGUUAUGCGACAUAGUUCCAGGUCAACGUGGCAGCACCCCUCGGACGCUUCAGUUCAGAAGCUUCUCGGAGAUAUAAACAUUUUAGGGGAGAGCCAACAAAGCACCCGUGGGACUCCUCCCCCUAGCAUAGCUCAAGAUAUUAUUUACCCUCGGAUUGAUGGACAAGCGUCUUCCAGUGUCUCACACACGCGUGGCACCCCUCCCAAGAGCGUCGCUCAGGACAUUUUGUACCCGAAGGGGGAGGAGUCCGGGCAAGUACCUAGUGCAAUUCAUAGUCGCGGGGGUCCACCCUCAAGUGUUAUUCAAGACAUUAUGUACCCAAGCGUGGAGGGAGCGCUAGAAGAAUCAAGAAAGAUUUCCACUCGAGGUCAUGAGCCGGAGGUGAAGAUCACGAAGAUCAUGUACUACGUGAAAGAUGAAGAAGGUAAAGAUUAGUACUGAAUAUAAAGGCUGUCACCCUUUUAGAGGGAGAGUACUAAUAGGCCAAAAAGAAAGAUUAGUGACUAGAAGAUAACGGUCCUUAUUAUACGCUGGCAACUCGCUCAAUUUACCCUCUCCUCUCCAUUAGUGCUCCGUUUUACGGGUAUUUACAGCUAGUCAAAGCUUCACGUUAAGACAGGAAGUGGAAACGAGUAUUUGAGGCCACACCCGGGAAUCGAACUCGGAACCUCCUGCACAGAAGGCCGCACCCUAACCUACUGUGCGUUUAUUUCACAUCUCCAAUAGGCGAGAUGUUCUAGUCUUCUCGGAUAAGGACGGGAAACCGUAAGGCCCGCGUAACAUCACACUCACUGAUUUUGUGUGACUUGAAAGAACUAUAAGAAGAUACAAAUAGGUGACUGUUGUCCCCCCUCCCUCAGUGUUCACUGUCUAUCCCACCCUCCCUAGCGACGGCGACGGCUACGAAAACGUCACUUAAAAAGUGAAUUCGCGCUGCCUCAAACUUUAUCGCGCUUAUUCCAUGUCGUUUAAUCCCUCAAAUGUUGGCACAUUUCUUGGGAGUUGUUGUUUUGUGUUCCCGUUCUCGACAAAACGUGAAAUUAGUCACUUUCACGUUGUAGUCAGUUCAACGACGGCUAAGAAAUGUACAAAAAAGCGUGAUGCACGCGCAAAGUUGUUGUUUUGCCAAUCUAAACCUAUUGGUUUUAUUCCAUUCUCGUUGCCGUCGCCGUCUUCGUUGCUUAAGCUCCCUAAUGUAUAUCCCCCGGCAACGCUUAAAUUGAAGCCCUGCUCUGUUGUUUUUUGCCUUUUCAGGAAGGACAGAGGAAGAACCACAGACAAAGCAGUUAGAGUUUGAGGACGUGUGGUUAGCAUCACAAGUGGAGCCACUGCAAGACAACUUUGAUAUCUUGGGUAGGUUGGUAGGUUUGCACUUGGCCUGGCAAUAAGACAAGAAAAUAAACAGAAAGUCAGCAAUCUGAUUGGCUGAUUAAGCGAUGGUAAGGAAAAUUCUAUAUAGUAGAGUAUAAAGGACGCAAGUCGACCAAACUGACCUCAUCACCUUAAUCUUUUUGUUUCCCAGCUGUAGAGCCCGUUUUGUUACUAGAGAUAACUUUUUCUUUCGAAUUUCGUCGUCUUCACGUGCAUAGACACAAAGGACAAAAUUAAUUUCCUCGGCGACAUAUGAGCCUGCGUUUCCGUUUCCUUUUAUCCAAGCGGUAGAAGCACAGGGCAUGCGCGAAGGCGUGGAAUGAAGAAUGAUAGAACUUAUUAGUGCAGGCUACACGAUAAGAUGGAUACUGGCCGUAAGGCUCACUUAAUCCAUUCCCCUAAUGUUGUCGUUUUUGUUUUUGCUUUUUUUCUCAGAUUAUAAUCCCUCGUCAAAUCUUCUUCAGGGUGCCUUGGGGUCCUUUCCAGUUGCACAAGGUAAAAAAAAUAUACAUAAAACUAUAUAAGAUGCUUAGCCGUCGCUUUCGGGGAGUUACCAUACGGCCACUGUGCGUGUCAGUCUUAAUUUUAUUUAUUUACUAGUUGUUUUGAUUGUUCAUUUGUUUUCAUCAUAUUUGUAACAGGCUCUGAUGAUGAAGAUACAGACGCAGCACAACUGAUGUCUCUUCCGGUUUUGCUUCAAAGAUCUGUCAUGGCGCCUCUACUCGCCCAGUAAGUUGUUUGGCUGUUGCUUUACUAUAAUACCAUUUUCGUCCCAACCACAACUUAGAUCGUGCUCCUUGUUUUAUUCGUGCAACUAGGUUGUUAAAAGCCGGUUAGACAACACACCAACCACUUACAAUAAAUGAAAGCAAAAAUUUAAUUCAACAGGGAGUACAAUAUAGAAUAAAAAUUAACCAUACAAAUUUACACGUUCUUAUUAAUCUAAUGAGCAAAGGUAGUUCUCGGAAAGAGACGUAUCAGGGUGGAGUAGAUUCCAGUUUCUAGCAUUUCUUGAGAAGAAGGAAAACUUGAACACAUCUUUCUUACAGUGAGGUUCAAGAAGCUUAAUAAGCCUAUGGCUGCUCUAGCUCGGGUCUCAUUCCUCUUUACGACUGUCCUUACUUUUGAUGUUCAUCCCGGCAGUUUUUCAGUCCCAGAUAAUGUUUGUGUUGCUUUUGCUUAAUUUCGUUUUUCUCCGAGACAAAUGUUAUUUAAUUUUGGUAAUUUUUUUAAAACUUGUUUCACCCAUUAGUGUUUUUCUUAGUUCGUUAUUCUUCGUUAAAUUGUUAAUCAAUAUGCGCCAACACAUUCUUAUUACCACAGAGUACAAUCCUAAACACAAGUGCCCUUUUUGACGUGGCUUUUAUGGCCAGUUCUGUAGGUUGCGGAACUUCGCGGAAAGCACAAGCUUACUUCGACAUUGACAGGUUUCAAGCGAUCUUCCUUAAGUUUUUUUUUCCUUUUGUUCAGUCCUUUUUUUCUUCUGCAGGAUAUCUUUAGUGAAUUCCGCCAUUGUUGCUUACUUUAUGGACGAUCUUCAGAUCAAUAAACACUUCAUCUUGUUCAAGAAAUUACUGUUCAUGGAAGAUGGCGAGUUUUCCCUCUCACUUUCGAACCAACUGUUUGAAAAGGUUUGUGAUGACGUUUGCAGUUCUCUUCACCCUCUGACGUAUCUAGACGUGGGGUGCAUGUUUAACUUUUUUGUUGGACAUACAUGUUUUUGUAGAAGGGAAAACGCUUUUUUAUUAGCUCUGUUGCUGACACGUUAAGAUGCAAACGGGAAGUGUUUAAGUCAUCCCGGCUGUAAAACCAUCCAGCGCAUUUAAGUGGCAUGAUCCUACCUGGUAUGGUUUAACCCUUUAAGCCGUUAAAUUAAAGUUUUCAUUCCCAUUUCUUGUCCCUGUAUGUUUUCGAAAGAAGUAGAGGGGAGAAGUUGCUGAAGUAUCAAUUAAAUUUGUUUUGUGCGAUCAUGUCCUCAAUUCUCAACACCAAUCUGAUAUUACAAGGAGAAAUUCGAUACUGAUCACUCAAUACCCUUAGUAAUUAACAUAUAUUUUAUUAUGUUUCUCUUUUCUCCAAGCUUGCCUCAGGGGUGACUCCACGGGAGAUGUGUUCUGCUACAGUGUUAAAUGGCAUUGUUGGAAAGGCUCUUCAGUUGUCUGUGUACUCCGACACAACAGAGCAUGCGCAAAACCUCGCCUUUGCUCUUAAAUCGUUGCCUGAAAUUUUCAAACCCAAUGGUAAGUCUACAAUAAUUUGUCCUCGAUUGUUGCAAAGGAAUCAUAAUUAAAAAAAAUAAAAUGUAUGAAAUAUUAAGCAUUGCGUAAUUUCUAAACGCUAGGUUACUUCACAAAAACAUCAGAAAGGUAAAGGAGAAGGCUCAUUGUAAAUGAAGCAAAUCGUACAAGUUAUACUUUUUUCCCCAUCACAGCAGACGAUGGCUAUCGUCCCCUUGUUGUUGGUCAUUCACGUGGUACAAAAAUACCAUACUGGAGAGCAAAAAAUGCACUGAGACAGUCAAACAAAUAAAAAUGACCACAAAAUUUGAAAAAAUGUAAGUUCUGUUUGUCUUGCCCUGGAGUAUUUCUUUCUCAUCACUUGGCGAACGGCUAUAAAGGGCACAUGAAAUCAGAAGUCCAAACAAGUACACACCUUUUGGUUUACACUGAAUUAUAUAUUCGUUUCAGAAAUGGGCACGAUGGAUUUUCUUGAACUGCGUUACAGAGUGGAGUGGCCUGUAAACAUCGUCAUCACUGAAAAGUCCGUUGUCAAGUACAACAAAGUGAGUCUAUCGUGGUGAUAGUGAGCCCAUUUCUCAAAGCUAAUAUGUAUUGUUAAUUGUUUGGUUAUAAUAUAGUACGCGGCCCUUCUGCAUUUCCGCAACGUAAAAUCUUUCAUACCUACGGCCUCCCACUCACAUCAGACGUUCGUAAGGCUUUAGAACGUGUGCUUGUGUCCCAAGUGCCUCUUCCCUUCUGGCUCUGUAGAUCAGUCGGCAGAGCAACAACGAUCUAAUCCUUUCACCGUAAGUCCGAUUCUUACAAUGGCUAGAAAUGUUUUCUGUGUCUGUGAGUGUACUUUCAUACUAACGUAAAGCUGAGAUAGGUGAUUCUUGUGGCAAUACAAGGCACCUUCCAUUUAGUAGUUUAUUGAAGUCUACCGCAAGCAAUUUGUAUUUCCUUCUGUACAGAUCUUCUCGUUUAUGUUGCGGCUCAAACGGCUUUCCUGGGUAUUACGGGAUGUAUGGUUUCACUUGAAGCAUAUCGGUAAGAGUGCGAUUACUCUUUACUUCUUUAUUUUAUUCCUUCGUGAUUUUAUGUCACUCUCAAGGCGGCACCGUAUUACAUGAUACGUGAUACCUUCUCUCGUUCCCCGGCCGGCCAAGUUUACUUUCGGCCUCUUUAACUCCAAGGUUACUCUCUUACUCGGCCCGGUCCCCUCUCUCGCUCCGGAUGACGAGUAGGAAAGGGCCCUGAGAAGGAGGUUGCUGUAGUUCUUGGGAAUGUCAAACGGCGUGGAAGCUAAUGGAAAUGCAAAUAGUUAACUAGGCAAUUUGAGCGCUUGCUUGCUUUUGCAAACAAAAUACACUAAGGUGUCCUUCAAGAAAGCAAUAUGUUCCUGUCUCACCCAAUGCCUUUUUAAAGCUAAUACUGUAGUGAUCACAAUCCAUGCUUGUCGUUUCAGCUUAUUCUAGGAACGCGGCGAUGUCGCCUCAAAUUCGCCAGCUUCAGCUUUACAGGUACUUGGUUUGGUUGUUGUUUAUUGUCCUCCUCGAGGGUUCGCGAGAGACUGGGUCUUAGUUGUGUCAAGUUGCAUUAUGGGACUGUUUUGGGGACGCUUAACCCUUUGAGUGCCAAUAGGCGAAUCUUUGCUGACGUCAUUGUUUACUUUUUUCCUCAUUAGCAUACGACUUAACUCAUAGAAGCCGUGGCUGUAUAUAUGAAUUAAAUGCAAAAGUCAAAAGAGCUGAUAAAGUUGGGCAAUUUGUGCAAUUUUCAGCUCUUUGCGAGCAACAUUGAAAGAAAUAUCAGCCACCAAAACCUGCAAAAUUGCUGUGUGGCGAAAAAGUUAAUUAGCCAUACAUUCUCUGUAAAAUUUCUAGUUUUUAGAAGAGAAUUUCUCCGAAACCAUUCGGUGUAUUGGGCUCAAAUUUUCAGAGAUAACUGAAACGGUUAUGCCCUUUCAAUAUUCAGAGUUUUUAUUUUAUUAGCGUCAUCAGACAGUGAUAAGCAUAUGUUAAUGAGGCAAAAAAGGUAAACAAAGAUUCGCCUAUAGCGACCAUUAUCAUACAUUGUCAAGAGAUAAGGUUAUGAGAAUAAAUAAAAUUAUCGUCACGGAGAAAAUGCCCCUGAUCUUUUAUCAGAUUCUCUCAACUCAUUCUUUAAGGAAAUGAAUGGAGACCAGUUUGGAGAAUUUGUAUAAGGGUAGUGGGACUUAUAAAGGUUAACAGUCUGUCUAUUGGUUAUAGUGAGGAGAAAUGUGACGUCAAGUUACCAUGGUAACAUGAUUUCUGGAUCUCAAAAAUCUUUCUUGACGGAGACGGUUGUUUUUUCAUUGUCGAACGAUGGAAGAAAAGUAUGGGAUGCCGUUUUGUUCCUGAUUGAAAUCAUGCACAAGAAUCAUACGCGUCAAUUUUUUCUUUUUUUCCCCUGCCAUGUUUGCAGGACCACGACUUGUUGAGAUCCAGAAAGUUUGCUACCUUGACAACCUGGCUUAGCGAUUUCACCUCCCUAUUACAAGGGUGCACAAGAAACUGGGUUAAACUCCGUCCCCCAAAGCAAUCUCUGAGUGCAAUUUGACACAACACAUGCGCAGACUCAAAAUGACUUAUGCUAUCCAGAGUCAGGGGAGGGGAGCAAGGGGGGGGAGACAGGGGUCCAAAUCUUCCGCCUCCACUGCCUUGCAUUCCUGGCUCCCACCCUUUUUUCCUGGCUUACUCCCUUUAGCCCUUUUUCGAUUGCGAAAUAUCAAGGAUUGCGUAAUUUCUCCUGCUUCCCGCCUUUUUAGAACGUUCACCUCCCGCCCUUUCAUCUUUCGCUUCCCGUACAACAGCCGCACAUCUGCCCCUAUUCUCCCGUGCUCCCGCCCCCAUCUCCUCCCCAAAUGUGGUUUGUGUCCAGAUGUAAAGAGGACCAUUACUUGAUCCCGAUAAAACAAAUUUUCGUUUCGAGAAUUUUUUUGUGUCCUGUGAUAAAUCAAGGGAACAGAUCAUUUAGGAUCGAGAGCGAAGCAGCCAGGUUAAAAAGUUAUCUAGAAAAAAAAAAAAAGAAUUAUCCUAGAUAUGUGAUACUUUUACAAUUCUUUUUAACAUUGCCAAACAAUAUGGACUGUUUGAGUUCUUUCCAUUCUGUUUAUUGUCUCUUUAGACACGAGAUGCAACACUUUGUUCACAACCUCGAGGGUUACCUGUCCAAUCAGAUUCUAAAUGUUUCCUGGUCAGAGUUCCAAGAACGACUCCUUAAUGUAUGUAGUUCACUGUGAGUUUUUUGGAAUGGAUUUUCCCCCCAAGAAUGAGUGGAAUGCAUAGAACGCAAUCUGAUCACGUGCGUUUGGACCUUCUAUCAUUCGUCAUCUGAUCACGCAUGUUUUGACCAUCUAUCACGUGAAACUUGCGCAAAGCGCAGCGUUGUAGCAAAAGCGUUAUGACCUUCGAUCGUUGUCGCCUGCACUCCGUAACCUUCGGUAAUUACUAUUAAUAUUAUCAUUUUUUCCAUUACUCGUAGGUAACAAGCUUGGACGAUUUGCACAAUCAGCACGCCGAAUAUCUGAGGAAAGCCAUUUUUCGCUCACUUCUCAGCCGCAAAGCUGCGCCCGUGAUGAGUAUCAUUUCCGACCUGGGAACACUCAUACUAAAACUGCGCGCGCAGCUUUUGGCGUCUCCUUGGCAACAGGAUCCCCACACUGGACACGUGACUCAUCCCGCUUUUGACAUCAUGUGUAACACUCACAAGGCUUUCAAGGAAUAUUCAGGAUUCCUUUUCACAGGUAAGUUAAUUUUCACCUUAAUGGUGUUCCCUCACGUACCUUAGUUUGGUGUUGACGUUUAGCAAUUAUUGGAUGAGGCUGAGCAUGAUCUUACACUCAGCGAAAUCUGCGUAAUUUUCCACUUCGGAAACCUAGGGAGAAUGGAUACAAGCUCUGGGUGCAGUGAUACCUGGGAUCGUUUGGAUGGACAAGCGUUAGUUAUGAUUGGUCUAUGGUUUUCAAGGCAACCAUUAACCAAUCAUAAGCAACGCUUUUCUAAACAAUCCCCGAAAUCGUUACCCAUUCCCAGGCUGGGGAAAUCUUCAGAUCAUACAAAAACCAAACAGUUAUAUUAUUCAUCCAAAAUAAUUCAUAUUUUUAAAAGGACACAAAAAAUCCUUACCUCAAUUGAUGUGAAGUUCUCGUGAACAUUUGCCUGUUCGUCAGCAAACUGAGGAUAUAAAGGGAUCUCUAGUCUAGCAGAGGUUCUUCAAAUAGCCCUUGUCAUCCGUCGGGCUUAAUUUUUGCAGCUCUUUUCAGACAGUAGUUUCUCCAGCUCACCAAAACAGCUGGGCUAACGGAACCCCGUUCCUAGGGGUUCCCUGCUGCCGUCAGUUUUCAUGGCGAUAUCCUGUAUUAUUGACGUCGUUUUACCGGAUGUCGCAAACGUCUUCCAAAUUUCGUCAUUGCUAACUGGUUAUGAAGAAUUAGCCGGGGAAUUUGAGCCAAACAGAAACGGAGAAAUAUUUUGAAUGAAUAAUAAUUGUGGCUAUUUUAUUCACAGUGGUAAGCAAGCUUGUUAAUCGUGGAUACCAGUCUCACCUAGCCGACUUCCUGCUCAGAAUCAAUUUCAACAACUUUUAUAAAGUGGAGUAACAGUCGAGUGGUAAACUUGUCUAAUGCGCGUGUCCCCUGGUUGAUUGCUGCUAGCAAAUAAAUUGAGGGCGUACUUCUGGAAACGUACGUGACUGGAAGAUAAGUACGAGGUUCUGAGGAGCAGUAGUUGUUACGUGACGUUUCUUAGCAAUGUCCAGUUUCUUAAGGAUUCUGAGACCGCGUUUCAAGGGCCUUAUGAAAGACACCGAGAGAGGUGAAUGUUUUGUCUCCUGCAAUGCGGCUACACUUAGAAGACGAUAUUCGGAUUUCCAGGAAAUAAGUAGCUAAGAACACCUGCCAGAAAACCUUUCGCCAACUUCCUUCUUGUAUGGUAACUCGUACACCGUUGAUACUACAAAUGAGGCUAGUCUGACUUGUCACGCUCCCUUAAUUACAAACCGCCCAGUUCGCUUGACGAGGGAGUGACGAUUGGCAAGUUGUGUUAUCUUACAGGUAACAUGCCUUUUAAGUUAAUCCAUCAGCUAUCAGAAUGACAUGGAUAAUGUGAGCAAGGGUAAAUGCGUUGUUUUGUGGACUUUCUUCAAAACGUUUAUUACAUUAUGACUUGCCCUCAGUCACUCGUCUGUCAAAGGACAAAAGUGCUUGGGGAAAACCUUGACAUCGUGUUUAAUCAGCAGAGGAAACGUUAUUAACCUGUAAGAAAGCUUAGUAUUUAUUUAACUUCCACGAAAAACAUGACUAGUCUUCAAGUGACUGGUGAUUGUAUGUGAAGUUUCCAAGUAAACCGUUUUCCAAAAAGUUUGGUAAUUCUUUAUUUUCUUUUAUUUAUUCUACAAAAUUAAGACAUACAUGGUUACUUCUACAGUGUGGCCUGAAGUUAAAAAAAAAAAAAAAGAUGGUACCUGCAUUUUAAAAAAUGCCC